AUGGCCACAUCGGACACACGUCGUGAACAUGUGGAUCGUUUCAUUGCCAGGUUGGACGAUCGCGAUCUGGCCAAGCAGCUGACCCUACUACGAUUGGCCGAUGUCAAUGAGUUGUAUGAGACGUUACGUGCAUGCCAAAGGAUGGAGAGUCGUCAGUUGAAGACGUCGACAGGAUCGAACAAGUUCCACCAGCGAGCGAAUGCCUCCCCAAAUCCUACGUCAUCCAAGUCUGCUCGAGAGGUGAGGGCAAUCCGUGAGCGGAUCGAAAGUAGCGGAUCGGAAUUGGACUCGAUUGGAUCGGAUGAAGACAAGGGUCGCCGCCGAGUUUGUGUGACCACUACAUCUGGUCAAGAGAGAUCGGAUCAAGAUCAUCGUACCUGGCAGAAGAAUACUGGUGAAGAAGAUGGACGUGGUCGAGGUGGAAAACCGAAGGCAUGCACCCACUGCGGAUCGACGCGACACGAUGAUCGUGGAUGCUGGCAGAGAAUAACGUGCCAGAAGUGCUGUCGCAAAGGGCAUCCAUUGGACAAGUGCCUCUACGUGUGUGCAGCGUGUGGAGAGGUACAUGAGAAUGGCAAAUGCCCCAUGGAAGAGUUUUUUAACUUGAUCCGCUAG
Molecule: messenger RNA, 615 nt
Organism: Peronospora matthiolae
Lineage: Eukaryota; Oomycota; Peronosporomycetes; Peronosporales; Peronosporaceae
Source: the annotation of a GenBank genome assembly